GCUAAGAAGACCAUGGGGAAUAGGGUAUAGAAAGAGUCAGCGUCGGCGCGAUCUACUCCAGACUCUGUUUUGCCUCACUUCAGUUGGCGAACGAUGUCCGUCUUGCUGGACGAUGUGCAUGUCUUCGAGCGCGAGCGUACGAACAGCGACUUGUCGCUCAAAAAGCUCGACCAAGAAAAGAUAUCAUCUGUUGAGGUUAAUGUUCUCGACACCUUCAAUGAUGGCCCGGGCGAGACGGAUUCUGGGAUCAUUCAGAAGGCAGAGGACGUCGCAUUGAAGGUCAUUUCAACAGAUGAUGAUCCGACUCAGCAAGCCAUUACGUUCAGGAGCGUCUUCUUAGGAUUUGGUCUCAGCGUGUUCAGUGCAGUGCUUGCUACCAUUUACACCUUUAAGCCUCAGAAUGCUUCAGUAUCUCAACUCUUCUGUCUCAUCAUCGCCUACGUACUCGGAGAGGCGAUGGCUACCCUCAUCCCAACAAAAGGCUGGUUCAGAUACCUCAAUCCUGGCCCUUUCAACAUCAAGGAACACACCGCGAUCGUCAUCAUGGCCUCCACUGCGUCCUCCGUUGCAAUUGCUAUGGAAGUCAUCGCAGCCAUUGAUCUCUUCUACAAUGAGAAUCUAAAUGCAGCGGUCGCCAUCUUCCAGAUCUUCGCCAGCCAAAUGCUCGGUUAUGGCAUGGCGGGAAUUCUGCGUACGCUACUGGUGUAUCCAACCUAUGCGUUCUAUCCGUCCUACAUCUCCGUGGUAUCGCUCUUGCAGAGUCUUCACUUCAAGGGUGCGCUCAACCACAAGAAGAGGAAGUACUUUUGGAUGGUGUUCGCUGCGAUCUUCUUCUGGGAAUGGAUUCCCCAAUAUCCAUUCCCGCUCCUCACUGCCAUCUCCGUCGUCUGCCUCAUCGAUAAUGGCCGCUCGCCCUUCGUCCGGAACCUCUUCGGUGCUGGAUCCAGUAAUGAGGGCCUUGGAUUACUCAGCUUCGGCACAAGCUGGACGCUCAUCACACAGGGCAGUCCGCUCGUCUGGCCUCUCAAGACACAGAUCAACUCAUACCUGGGCAUGGCCAUCGGCUAUCUCGUCCUCACGCUUGCAUAUUACAAAAAUAGCUUCAAUGCGCGCGAUCUCGUCUUCAUGUCCACCUCGCUAUUCGGUGCGGAUGGCAACACAUACAACCAAUCGGCGAUCCUGACUCCCGAGAAUUCGCUGGACAAGGCCAAGCUCGCGGAGGUUGGCCUGCCUCGGUACACCGCGACAUAUGCUGUCAGCCAGAUGUGUUACAACUUCAGCCUUGGCGCAGCGUUGGUGCAUGUACUCUUGUGGCACUGGGAUGAUUUGAAGAGCGCAUUCGUUGGACUCAAGUUCUUGAAAGGUAACCAGGAGAUUGACGAUCCGCACUACCAGCAGAUGAAGAAGUACGCCGAGGUUCCGCAGUGGUGGUAUGGCCUUCUGUUCGUUGCGUCUCUUGCCGUUGGUAUUGGAUGCAGUUACGCGACUCCGACACCCCUCAUGCCCUGGUGGAGCAUCAUUCUCUUCACCGUCAUUAGCGCUGUUAUCGCCAUCUGCUUGGGUUUCAUUGCCGCAACCACAGGCUUCCAGAUUUCUAUCACGUACGCUAUCCAAGUACUUGCGGCGUUCAUCCACCCAGGGGAACCUAUCACAGUCAUGUACGUCAAUCUGUACGGAAACAGCACUGCAUUCCAGACCCUGGCCAUGCUGCAAGAUCUCAAACUCGGCCAAUAUACAAAGCUGCCGCCAAGGGUGACAUUCGUGGCGCAGAUGGCAGGCUCCAUUGUCGGAUCCAUCUUCAAUUACACCAUGAUGAUCAUAAUCGUAAACGCCAACAGAGAGGUUUUGCUUGAUCCAGUCGGCACACGUGUGUGGAGUGGCUGGAUCGUCCAACAAUACAAUUCUGCGUCUGUGGCUAUGGGUGCGCUUGGCAAGGAACUAUUUACAAUUGGCAAGCCAUACUGGUCCGUCCCCUUCUCGAUCAUCCUCGGGCUCUUCUUCCCCAUCCCGUUCUGGCUCCUACACCGGUACACCGUGAAGGGCACGUGGCUCAACCGCGCCGCGGCGAACGUCGUUACACCUAUCGUUGCACUUUACGUCGGCUACCUGCCAUACUCUGUCAACGGCCAGUGGUGGUCGUGCGUCGUAAUCGGUCUUGCGUCCCAGUGGUGGGCGCGAUCGCGGCGCCCUGCGUGGUUCAGGAAGUACAACUACCUCACUUCCGCGGCGCUCGAUGGCGGGAGCCAGGUCAUUCAGUUCAUCCUGAGCUUCGCCGUGUUCGGUGCCAGCGGCCAGGCGGUCGACUUCCCGACGUGGUGGGGCAACCCUGCGAACCUCUCUGUCGAUCGGUGCGCGGCGACAGACUGAAGCUUCGCCGUGUUGGGUGCCAGCGGCCAGGCGGUCGACUUCCCGACGUGGUGGGGCAACCCUGCGAACCUCUCUGUCGAUCGGUGCGCGGCGACGGACUGAAUGCUCUCAUUCUG
Molecule: messenger RNA, 2483 nt
Organism: Phanerochaete carnosa HHB-10118-sp
Lineage: Eukaryota; Fungi; Basidiomycota; Agaricomycetes; Polyporales; Phanerochaetaceae
Exons: 20
Coding region: 94-2367 (757 amino acids)
Biological process (GO): transmembrane transport
Molecular function (GO): oligopeptide transmembrane transporter activity
Source: RefSeq, a predicted model, not a curated record